GGAAGGAGGCGGCACCGGAGGGGAGGCCGGGCGCGGCGGCGGCGGCGGCGGAGCAGCAUAAUGCUAAAGAAGUAAACAGGUCAUGGCACGUUUAACAAAAAGACGACAGGCGGAUACAAAAGCUAUCCAGCAUCUCUGGGGAGCCAUUGAGAUUAUAAGGAAUCAGAAGCAAAUCGCCAACAUUGACCGCAUUACAAAGUAUAUGUCUCGAGUCCACGGUAUGCAUCCCAAAGAGACGACCCGUCAGCUGAGCUUGGCUGUGAAAGACGGCCUUAUUGUGGAGACGCUGACCGUGGGCUGCAAAGGGUCGAAAGCUGGCAUUGAGCAAGAAGGGUACUGGCUGCCAGGAGAUGAAAUCGCCUACAGUUCGCAGCCUUUCUUCAGGACAGCAACCCCAAACAAGGACUGGGAAACAGAAAAUCAUGACUGGUAUUGUUUUGAAUGCCAUUUGCCUGGAGAGGUGUUGAUAUGUGACCUGUGUUUUCGUGUGUAUCAUUCCAAGUGUUUGUCUGAUGAGUUCAGGCUUAGAGACAGCAGUAGUCACUGGCAGUGCCCAGUUUGCAGGAGCAUUAAAAAGAAGAAUACAAACAAACAGGAGAUGGGCACCUACCUGAGAUUCAUUGUCUCCCGCAUGAAGGAGAGGGCCAUCGACCUUAAUAAGAAGGGGAAGGACAACAAGCACCCGAUGUACCGGCGGCUGGUGCACUCCGCCGUGGACAUUCCCACCAUCCAGGAGAAAGUGAACGAGGGGAAAUACCGAAGCUACGAGGAGUUCAAAGCCGACGCCCAGCUGCUGCUCCACAACACAGUCAUCUUCUACGGAGCAGACAGUGAGCAGGCGGACAUCGCACGGAUGUUGUACAAAGACACGUGUCAUGAGCUGGAUGAACUACAGCUCUGCAAGAACUGUUUCUACUUGUCAAACGCCCGUCCUGACAACUGGUUCUGCUAUCCUUGUAUACCCAAUCAUGAGCUGGUUUGGGCUAAAAUGAAGGGUUUCGGGUUUUGGCCGGCCAAAGUCAUGCAGAAAGAGGACAAUCAAGUGGACGUCCGCUUCUUCGGUCACCACCACCAGAGGGCCUGGAUCCCCUCUGAGAACAUCCAGGCCAUCACCGUGAACGUGCACCGGCUGCACGUGAAGCGCAGCAUGGGCUGGAAGAAGGCCUGCGACGAGCUGGAGCUGCACCAGCGCUUCCUCCGCGAAGGAAGAUUCUGGAAGUCCAAGAAUGAGGACCGAGGGGAGGAGGAGGCCGAAUCCAGCAUCUCCUCCACCAGUAACGAGCAGCUGAAGGUCACUCAAGAGCCGAGAGCCAAGAAAGGACGGCGCAAUCAAAGCGUGGAGCCCAAAAAGGAGGAGCCAGAGCCGGAAACGGAAGCGGUGAGCUCCAGCCAGGAGAUCCCCAGCGUGCCUCAGCCCAUCGAGAAGGUGUCGGUGUCCACGCAGACCAAGAAGCUGAGCGCCGCCUCCCCGCGCAUGCUGCACCGCGGCACGCAGACCGCGGGCGACGGCGUGUGCCAGAGCGCGUGCCACGACAAGUACACCAAGAUCUUCAACGACUUCAAGGACCGCAUGAAGUCGGACCACAAGCGCGAGACCGAGCGCGUGGUGCGCGAGGCCCUGGAGAAGCUGCGGUCCGAAAUGGAGGAGGAGAAGAGACAGGCGGUCAGUAAAGCGGUGGCCAACAUGCAGGGCGAGAUGGACAGGAAGUGCAAGCAGGUGAAGGAGAAGUGCAAGGAGGAGUUCGUGGAGGAGAUCAAGAAGCUCGCCACGCAGCACAAGCAGCUCAUCUCCCAGACCAAGAAGAAGCAGUGGUGCUACAACUGCGAGGAGGAGGCCAUGUACCACUGCUGCUGGAACACGUCCUACUGCUCCAUCAAGUGCCAGCAGGAGCACUGGCACGCCGAGCACAAGCGCACCUGCCGCCGCAAGAGAUGAGCCCCGGCCCCGCCCCCGCCCGGCCCCGCCCCCGGCCGGCCCCGCCCCCGGCCGGCCCCGCCCCGGCCCCGCCCCCGGCGCCCCGGGCCCGCGCGCGCACGCGCGUCUCCGCCGGCCUCCACGCGCGUCUCGGCGUGGCGGCGAUGGCGGCCUGGGCGGCCGCCGUGGACCUUGGGGCGGGCCGGGCCGGCGGCGGAGAGCGGGCGGCCCGGGAGGGGGGCGCGGGCCCGAGCCCUGCCCCGCGGGGCCCCGCACCGGGACUGAAUCUAGGGAACAGGGUGCACAGCGCAGGGCCCGGCCCGCGUUUGCUUUCUUAAACGUCUCCCGGUCGUGUCUUUCCUUGAUUUCUUU
Messenger RNA from Perognathus longimembris pacificus (Pacific pocket mouse), 2287 nucleotides. RefSeq names its product zinc finger MYND-type containing 11 (gene Zmynd11). NCBI's taxonomy places the organism in Eukaryota, Metazoa, Chordata, Mammalia, Rodentia, Heteromyidae. Gene Ontology annotation, biological process: regulation of transcription elongation by RNA polymerase II. Bases 83 to 1936 code for a protein of 617 amino acids. The transcript has 16 exons. Gene Ontology annotation, molecular function: transcription corepressor activity; protein binding; DNA binding. The record is from RefSeq and is a predicted model, not a curated record.